UUGCAGAGGGGGAGUGAACAAGAAGCAGAGCGGGACGGCAGGAUGGGAAGAGAGGAGAUGGCAGAUUCAGGCUUCUUGAUGGAGGAGGAUGUCGAGGUCCAGUUAGACUCUGGGUCUUACAUGGAGCGAGCGAGCGUGAGCUCAGGCGGAGAAGAGCCGGACUGGUUUGUGACUGCAGAACACAGAGAUUAUCUGAUUGCUGGUGAUGAGCAAAGCGAGGGAAGAGGAAGUCAACAGGAAGGUGAGAUGGAGGCUGACACGGGGUCAGAGGAGAAUGAAGAGACUGAAGCAGAGAGAGGAGGUGCAGAGGUGGAUGAUCAAACUGAAGAGGAAAACAUGGAAGGAGCAUUGGAUGUGUGUUUGUGGCCGGUAGAGCAGAGCGGUGGUCACGUGCGGAUCUCUCUGGAGGAGGUGCAAAGAUACUACAGACUUUCUCGCUGCUGCCGCUGGCUGCUGUGUGAUGAGAUCAUGCAGCUGGACAGCAGCCCCCUGCGUGCUGCUGACAUCACCCCCGAGCUGAGGAGGCAGUUCGCCUUCCUUUCAGGAGGUAGAGGAGACAAUGGCAGCCCCAUCAUUGUGUUCCCAGAAUUCCCUGCAUUUGGAGACGUCACGGACAGAGAGUUUCACAACGUGUUGACCUACCUGACGAGUGUGCCCAGUUUGUCCUCGACAGACGUGGGUUUCAUCCUGGUCAUCGAUCGCCGGCAAGACCGAUGGGCAGCCGUCAAGGGGACCCUGCUUCGCAUCGCAGGCUCCUUCCCAGGGAACCUCCAGCUGGUUCUGGUUCUGAGGCCCACCACCCUCCUGCAGCGUGCACUCUCUGACAUCCUCUUCAAGUUCAACAAGGAUGAGUUCAAGAUGAAGGUGCCGGUGAUCAUGCUGAGCUCAGUGACUGAGCUGCACUCCUACAUCGACCGCUCUCAGCUGACCCAGGAACUCGGGGGAACGCAGGAGUACUGCCACGAGAAGUGGAUCUCUCACCGCACUGCCAUCGAAGGCUUCGCAGUGAUGGUAAAGAAAACUGCACAGACGCUGCAGUCGUUUGGGACGGAGCUGGCUGAAACCGAACUCCCCAAUGAAAUCCAGGCCACGACCGUCCUGCUGAGCACACACACCAACAAGAAAGAAAAAAUGAAGGGGGAUCUGCUGGUGGCUCUGGGUCAGGGCAGCAGGCUGCUGGAGAGCAUCAACGAGCCCGUAGUGAGAGACCCCGACCACAACAUGAACCAGGACGAGCUGGAGAACCUGGCUACAGUGCAGAGGCUGCUGUCUCAGCUGGACGAGACAGAGCGGGCCUUCGAUGAGUUCUGGGUGAGACAUCAGACCAAACUGGAGCAAUGUCUCCAACUGCGCCACUUUGAGCACAACUACAGAGAGGUGAGGGCUCUGCUGGAUCAGGUGUCUGAGAAACUUGCGACCUUCUCUGAGGUGGGUAUCAGCCCGGCCCACGCUGACCAUAUCUUCUGUGAACUCACCACCUAUGAGGAGAGAGUCUGUGAGGUGCUGGACAGAGCCUCGUCGUUGGCUCGUGAUGGAGAUGAACUGAUCCAGAAGUCGCACUAUGCGGAGGACUCCAUUCAGCCCAACUGCAGUGAGGUCAGAGCGCUCAGUGAGAACGUGAGCAGCAACCUGAGGGCCAAGAAAGACCACCUCCUCAAAGCCAUGGAGCUCCACCACUGUUUGGAGAGGGCUUCUAAAUGGGUUGAUGAUGGUAUAUACCUGCUGGCGUCGCAGCCAGUAGACAAGUGUCAGUCACACGAGGGGGCUGAGUUAGCCCUGCAGGAGCUGGAGCGUUACCUGGAUAACGCGGGCCAGAACCAACUGACAGACCUCAGUACCAUCUGGAGAGAAUACGAGGCAGUGCUCAACCAGCAGUUCAGGGACCAAGUGGAGAAGGUGUUCCAGAAGCAGACGUCCAUGCAGGAGAUGUUCGACAAGAGGAGGGUCAGCCUGAAGAAGCUAGCAGCCAAACAGACCAGGCCGGUGCAGCCUGUAGCACCCAGACCUGAAGCCUUCAUCAAAUCCCCACUCAGCUCGCCCGCACACAGAGCUCAGCAGGAGAAAAUCUGCCCAGACACAGACUCUGGGAACAACUGUGAAAAAGAAAACGUCCAACUGCAGAACGGAGACGGUAACAGCCGCCACGUCUCUCUGUCGGAGGAGGAGGAGAACCUGGCGGUGCUCAGGAGGCACGUUAUGAACGAGCUGCUGGAAACCGAGAGAGCGUACGUGGAGGAGCUGCUCUGCGUGCUGCAGGGAUAUGCCUCUGAGAUGGAUAAUCCAGCCAUGGUUCACCUCAUGCCUGCUCCUCUGCAGAACAAAAAGGAGGUUCUGUUUGGAAACAUGCCAGAGAUCUACCACUUCCACAGGAGGACGUUUCUGAGGGAGUUGGAGCAGUACACCGACUGCCCAGAGUUGGUUGGACGGUGUUUUCUCGAGAGGAUGACAGACCUGCAGAUCUACGAGAAGUACUGUCACAACAAGCCUCGGUCUGAGAGUCUGUGGAGGCAGUGCUCAGACUGCGCCUUCUUCCAGGAGUGUCAGAAAAAGCUGGAGCAUAAACUGGGCUUGGAUUCCUACCUGCUGAAGCCUGUUCAGAGGAUCACCAAAUAUCAGCUGCUGCUGAAGGAAAUGCUGAAGUACAGUAAGACGUGCGAGGGAGCCGACGACCUGCAGGAGGCGCUGACCUCCAUCCUAGGCAUCCUCAAGGCUGUCAAUGACUCCAUGCACCUCAUCGCCAUCACAGGAUAUGAGGGUAACAUGACGGAGCUCGGGAAGCUGCUGAUGCAGGGCUCGUUCAGCGUGUGGACAGAGCACAAGAAAGGUCACGCCAAAGUGAAAGAUCUGGCCCGUUUCAAGCCCAUGCAGAGGCACCUGUUCCUCCACGAGAAGGCCCUGCUGUUCUGCAAGAGGAGGGAGGAGAACGGGGAGGGCUACGAGAAAGCUCCGUCGUACAGCUUCAAGCAGUCUCUGAAUAUGAGCGCUGUUGGCAUUACCGAGAACGCAAAGGGAGACAACAAGAAGUUUGAAAUCUGGUGCAACUCCAGAGAAGAGGUCUAUAUCGUUCAGGCGCCGACGGCUGAAGUAAAAACCACCUGGGUACGAGAGAUCAGGAAGGUUCUGACAACCCAGCUGGAAGCGUGCAGAGAAGCCAACCAGCAGAGGGCACCAGACCCUCCUGUGCCCAGCGGAGCAGUCAGCCUCAGUCCAUUCAAGUCCGGUCAGAAGAGCUUUAAAAGGGGAGAGGAGAAGAAAGCCGAGUCCUGCAGCCCUGAUGUCAACUCCUCCUCCUCCCCAAAGCCCACAGGAAAAGACGAGGCUGCGACCAGUCCGACCUCAGACAGAGCUGCUGUGGCUAAAAAGCGCUUUACUUUACAGGGCUUCAGUAACCUCAAAGCUCAGAAAGGAUCUCCCACGAGCCCCGAUCACAAGACGAAACGUCAGAGUGACCCCACACCGUUCGGCUUCAAAGGCUGGAAUAAAGCUUCACUAUCGCUGGAUGCCUCGGAGGAGCAUGACGGCUUUUCCAGUGCUGAGGAUCCUCUUAACUCCGACCCAGAGGACGACAACGGCAAGAAGCUGCAUGCCGGUAAAUACAGAGUGGUGGCUGACUACGAGAAGGAGCUCUCAGUGAAGAGUGGAGACAUGGUGCAGCUGGUCAGGGAGGGGGAUGAUGGGCAGUGGUUUGUACGUAACAUAAGCACUUCUAAGGAGGGCUGGAUCGCAGCUGCUAAUCUUAUCACGCUCAUCGGAAAGUCCAAGUCUUGCCAGUCUCUCACCAGCUCAGAAGGCUCUGGGAACCUCAGCACGUCGUCCAGCUGCAGUGAGACCUACACCAGCUUCUCCGACAUCAAGCCCUGAGCUCCUCCAGCUCUUCCUCGCAUCACGUGGCUAUCCGUGCUGUAUCGCCAACAACAUCAUCAUCGAGUAUUUUGUCAGGUUUCCACAGAAAGCUGUAUUUUUAAAGUCACGCACAUGCACCAGUUAUUAAUACGUCAUACGUGUGCACAUGUUCUAGAUAUAUGAUUGUGCAGUGCAGAUACUGGGGUCAGGAGUCCGUCACAGUAUAUAGUAACGUGAUCUUCCUCUAGUCAUACACUUGUCUGUAUAUUUUUAUGAAGAGCAGAGGAUACCUGUGAUUAUAAUGUAAUAGAUGUAUGAAUGGGCCAGCGGGACUGAUCUCAGUCAAUGCAUCUAUUUGUGUGGAUGACGGCUGUCUUUGUGUUCGUCUGCACUAAUUCAUCUCAAGAGUUUCUAACUCCGCUGUUACUGUAAAUGAAAAAGAGGCAGAGAGAUGAAUACGCACAGCUCGUUCAGCUUGAAUGAAUGUUCUCCGUCCUCUUGUACGUGUUUAUUUAUUUGUAAGAACUGACGCAUCUUUAGUUUUCCUUUUGUCUCCGUCAUUAGAAACCUGUUCUGCCACCAGCUGUCCACACUUUGCGUAUGAGCUUUUGUCUUUUUUGGGGGGGUCUCUCUCACACUGUGGGCUUUUCAUGUACGCUCCAGUUAAAAAAUGUUUCUCCAUGUGAAUAAUCAAAGGUCACUGUAUAGUGUAACGUGGAGGGAUCACGUUCUGAAUGUAGAUACUGUUCAUUAAUGUCUGUCUGUCAUGAAAUGUUGGUUAUCUGAGAUGCUAUAUUGUACAUUGAGUAUGGUGAUGUCACUACUUUGUGACUUGUCUAAUUUUUUUUACAUAAACGAGUUGUUAUAAUUCA
Larimichthys crocea (large yellow croaker) is the source of this 4715-nucleotide messenger RNA. RefSeq names its product mcf.2 cell line derived transforming sequence-like b (gene mcf2lb). Lineage: Eukaryota; Metazoa; Chordata; Actinopteri; Sciaenidae. Gene Ontology annotation, biological process: intracellular signal transduction; positive regulation of Rho protein signal transduction. The record is from RefSeq and is a predicted model, not a curated record. Gene Ontology annotation, molecular function: guanyl-nucleotide exchange factor activity; protein binding. The coding region runs from base 43 to 3861 and encodes 1272 amino acids. The transcript has 32 exons. Gene Ontology annotation, cellular component: cytoplasm.